UAAGCACUAAAUGGGAAAUGGCUAUUCUCAUGUUGUACAUUUCACAACUGUUUCCUGAUUAGAGGCAUUGUGUUGGUAGAACUUCUUCUCCGUGACUUGACUUUCUUUCUCCUCAGUGCCAAAGGGAUAUGUAUAUAUUUGAUUACCUUUAGGAUGGUGCAGGCUCAACUCUUCUCUCUCUUCUCUGUCAUUACAGGCACCUUCUCACAAUCAUGGUCCAUGACAGUUCCCCCUGUAGUGAACAGCACCAUAGGAGGAGAUGUGGUCCUACCCUGCUCCUUCACCCACCCCAAGCAACAAGACUACUCCAAAGGCAUCACAGUUCAGUGGAUCACCAGACAAUUCCAUGAUACGCCCUUCUUCCAAUGCAAGGUGAAAAAUGUUACUACGGGUGGAAUGAAUGAAUGCUCAGUUCCAGAGUCAUACCAACGCUUCUCAGUCAAAGGAGAUCCUAAGCAGAGGGAUCUCUCUCUCCUCAUCAGAGAUCUGGCGGUCACAGACAAUGGAGUUUACUUCUGCAGAGUAGAGCUGGACUAUUACUGGGCUGAUGGGAAGUGGCAGACUGCCAGCGGCACACAGCUCAAUAUCAUUGCUAAGGCCCAGAUUCUCAGCCUGUCUUGGGUAGAGGCGUCCCUCGGACCAGGCAACGGGAGCCUCAGGUGUGUAGUUGAGGGGAACCCCCCAUCCACCAUCACCUGGUUCUCCUCCUCUAAGGGCAACAUAGACCCAGGUGUCAGCACCAUAGGAACCCACCCAUUUCAGUGGACAAGUUCAAUCCCCUACUUCACCCAGGAAGUGUACACCUGCAGGGCAGAGAACAGCCUGGGGAGGGCAGAGAGACGGUUCCCCCCUGGACCCACUGCGCUGACCGUAGCCCUCUCUGUGUGUGGGGUCCUGCUUCUGCUGCUGCUCCUUGGCGUGGCUUUAUUUUACCUGAGAAAAAGAGGAUACCUGAGAUUCUGCAAUUCAGAAAAGAUUAAGCAGCAAUCUGAGUUGUGCACAGAUCCUGCUAUAGCUAUGGUCAGUGAAUCCUCUAUCUACGCCAAUGUCUCAGAAAUGGAAAGCCCACAGUCAUUGUAUAAACAUAAUUCACCAGAAGAUGGCGACAUGGAGCUACUAAAUCUGGUAUACUCAGACGUUCAUCUGAACACCACCACUCAAUCACCCCAAAGAAGCUCUCGUGUCCCCAUACCAGAUGAAGGUGUCCACUAUGCUAUUGUGAAGCUGGGGUGAACUGCCGAGGCGCAGCAGAGAGAAUGCAACUCUGGAGAAGAACUCCAGCGCGGUCAUUCGCCUCAACCACCACAGAACCAGCUGAUGCUAUCUGGGCAAAACUUCAGUGUAUCUCUGGUUGAGUGUGGUCAUCCACCAGCUCUGCAAGGAACUCUGUCAUCGAACUACUGAAGGGUUUUCUCAUAUUUGUAAGGGGUGCGUACUGGCGGCAGAGAAGUCAGACGCAGGAGAGCAAGAACUGUGUUUCCAAACGGCGCAGUUUAUUUUUUUUUAAACGACCGGAAAACAGAACAAUCAAAUAAUGGGUACAUAACCCGACUCACACCAGGACAGCCGUGCACAAGCACAUACAAUAAGCAAUCUGACAAGGACAUGAGGGGGAACAGAGGGUUAAAUACACAACAUGUAAUUGAUGGGAUUGGAACCAGGUGUGAUGGAAGACGAGACGAAACGAAAGGAAAAUGAAAAGAGUGUCGUCGGUGACUUCGACCGCCGACCGAACAUGAAGAGGGACCAACUUCAGCGGAAGUCGUGACAAUAUUGGUGUAGAAUAAUCAUAAUAAUACAUAGUAUUUAUAUAGCAUUUUUCAAGGACGCAAAGUCGCUUGGGUCCAUGUCCAUGUUCUUACCAUGUGGUGCAUCACUAAACGAAACUAAACGUCCAUGUAGAACCACGAAGCAGAAAGAGUGUGGUGCAUUUGUAUAUGUAAAUGUAUUGGUUUCCUUUGGCUGCAGUGUUUCUGGUGUUCUCAAAGUGUCACGGAGGAUCUAGUUCCUCUGGACCACAUGCAGAGAGUAACUCACUCAGGUUCUUAAGUUUGUACAGCUGAUGCAUAAAACUGUUUGGCUCGCCAUGGUAAUGUCCUUUUAGGGUGUGGUUUGGGUCCCAUAUCUGGCUUCACUUGCUUAUGUAGAGACGAGGCCUACUGGUAUGCACAGCCAGAGUGUGUGUGCGCGCCUUUAUGUGGUAAGGUUUUCUAAGCACUCUUUCCCAUUCUGCUCUGUCGCAGUCCCGGGAAGUGGUGACAGAGAAGAGCAUCCUGCCCUCGUCUCCAUGGUAACAGCUGUUUAUGGAUGGGGGGUGACAGAAACAAAACCCUACUGCUGCAAAGCAUCGAAAUAUGGAAAACUCCUUCCUGAUGGGCUUCAGUCUUAUUUCAUCGCUAUCCAUGUUGUUAUGUAGCUUGAUUGACAUGGGCCUAAUUACAUUUACAUUUACAUUU
Oncorhynchus masou masou (cherry salmon) is the source of this 2456-nucleotide messenger RNA. Its product is annotated as sialic acid-binding Ig-like lectin 15. Gene Ontology annotation, cellular component: plasma membrane. The transcript is spliced from 9 exons. Lineage: Eukaryota; Metazoa; Chordata; Actinopteri; Salmoniformes; Salmonidae. The coding region runs from base 154 to 1233 and encodes 359 amino acids. Gene Ontology annotation, biological process: regulation of actin cytoskeleton organization; regulation of osteoclast development; regulation of bone resorption. The record is from RefSeq and is a predicted model, not a curated record.